AUGCCCUACAACAAGUACGGAGAAAAGAGUCGACGUCGUUUCGACCCGUCUGAAGACCCUUAUUACUCUCGCAUUCCCCGGUCUGAACUCGUUUUCUACAAUCCCGACAAGAAUAUCUCUCAACUGCGCAUGAAGGUUAUGUCCAGGCCAAACCCUAUACCGGACGACACGACUCUAGUUGUCUACAUUGACGGUGCGUGUCGUAACAACGUUCGACCAACGGCACGGGCUUCAUACGGCGUAUACUUUGGUCCCGACUCUCUCUAUAAUACCUGCGGUCUUCUUGAUGAGUCUCUGCCUCAGACGAGUACACGCGCGGAGAUCGAGGCUUUUCGUCAAGCGCUUUGGAGGAUCAUCGCUGUCACAGUUACAUGCCGCGAGGUAUUUCGCAUAAAGAUUGCGACCGACUCAAGCUUUCUAGUCAAGGCUAUGAGCCAGUGGAUAGAGCGAUGGAUCGAGAAGAAUGGGGUGGGCUCCAAUGGCAGACAAGUUGCGCACUUCCAGGUCCUGAAAAAGCUGCAUGGCGACAUGGUCUCUUUGGAGAAUAAUGACAAGACGGGUCGUCGAGAGUACCAAUUUUGGCAUGUGAGAAGAGAAAUGAACCGAGAAGCAGAUGCAUUAGCGAACAAGGCUCUCGAUGAAGCUUGA
Molecule: messenger RNA, 648 nt
Organism: Alternaria infectoria
Lineage: Eukaryota; Fungi; Ascomycota; Dothideomycetes; Pleosporales; Pleosporaceae
Exons: 1
Coding region: 1-648 (215 amino acids)
Biological process (GO): DNA replication, removal of RNA primer
Molecular function (GO): nucleic acid binding; RNA-DNA hybrid ribonuclease activity
Source: RefSeq, a predicted model, not a curated record